CAGCGCGGUGACGUCAGACGCCGGUGUUGAGGCAGAGCUGCUUCGGUCGGGAUUCAUCUGAAAACAGCUUGCAGGUUAUAAAGCUGAACAUUACCGAGCGAACAGUGUACUUUAGCGAUGUUUGUUCGUGUUUACACGAGUAUCCUCCAGAGAGCCUACACAUUCCCUCUUCAUGCUGCAGUCCAGCCACAGGCAGGCAAUCAUUGUCUUUUCUCAUCCUGGAGUAUACCCAGAUCAUACCGUUGGAGCUAUUUUUCAGAGGAAUCUGGAAAUUUGUGUCAAAGCAGGCGACAGUUCUCAACUCAUCAAAAUCUAGAUUUCCAGCAGAGCCGUGUGCAAAUCAAUAAUAUUCUUAGAGGCAAUGAGCAGACUGUGAAUGUGCUGGAGUUUGAUGGCAGGGGACUUAAUUCUGUGAAAAAGUUCGACAGCAACCAGUUACCUGCUAAUACACCUAAUGAAGACCGUCGUAGUGCAGCUACUUGCUUACAGUCAAAGGGCAUGCUUUUCGGGGUGUUUGAUGGCCACGGAGGUUGGGCGUGUGCUCAGGCUGUGAGCGAGCGGCUGCUGUACUAUGUGGCAGUCGCACUGAUGCCGAAACACACCUUGGAGAUGCUUGAGAACUGCAUGGAGAAUGGCAGACCUUUACCUCCCAUCUUACAAUGGCACAAACAUCAUACAGAUUUUAAUUAUCGUGACUCUGCCUCCCUGUAUAUCGACCACCUCAGAGUCUUCUGGCAAGAAUUACUGGACAGUGAGGAAUAUGAUGAAGGCAUGAGUCCCAGGGAUGCUCUGGAUCGUGCUUUCAAACGACUCGAUGCUGAUAUUUCCUUAGAGGCUCAAGUUCCUCUUUCCAGUGACCUGAUGAAAAGUACAGCAAUCCAGGUUGCAUUUGCAGGGUGCACUGCCUGUGUGGCUCAUGUGGGCGCCGAUGGGAUCCAUGUCGCAAACACCGGUGACUGCCGCACAGUAGUAGGGGUCCUGAAUGAGGACGGUUCAUGGAGCACUUUACCUCUAUCUCAGGACCACAACUCUCUGAAUCAGGCUGAGGUGGAACGACUCCGAGCCCAGCAUCCGCCUUCAGAGAGGGACACUGUGGUCAUAGAUGACAGAUUGCUCGGGGUUCUGAUGCCCUUGCGUGCAUUUGGGGACGUGAGAUUCAAAUGGAGCCUUGAGUUGCAGCAGAGCAUUUUGGCCAGCCUGGAAUGCGGCGUGGACUUAGACUCCCUUAACUUGUAUCAGUAUACUCCCCCUAACUACCUCACACCACCCUACCUGGAGGUGACACCUGAUAUAACUUACCACAAGCUGAGACCUGAGGACCGCUUCCUGAUCCUCGGUACUGAUGGCCUGUGGGAUGAACUAGCGAGUGAAGAGGCGGUGCGACUUGUUGGAGAGCACUUAAGUGGAAUUCAUUUACAGGCUCCGGUUUCUCCAUCUGAGAAGCAGCUGAAGCUGGGUCAGAUGCAUGAACUUUUGCUGAAACGGCGAGCGCGUGCUUCCCCAGCACUGGACACCAACGCUGCCACGCACCUCAUCAGGCACGCUCUCGGGACCGGGGACUGUGGAGAGCUGUCCCAAGAGAGACUGGCCUCAAUGCUCGCUUUGCCAGAGGACCUGGCUCGUAUGUACAGAGACGAUAUCACAGCUACGGUGGUCUAUCUGAACUCUGAUUUGGCCAGACGUCAUCACAGCUAACAAAAAUCUUUUAUUCCAAUAUCGUGCACCAAAAAAAAAAAGAAAAUAGGUUUACAAAGUCUGCUGACGCUAGAAUGUUAUCUACUUUAAUCAUGUUAAAGGCUCAUCAUGUCACAGUCACCAGUCUGUUGUCUAGUCUUUUCCGGCCAAAAAUCAUAUCCUGUUACAGAAACUGAUUGAUAAAAAUGUUUAAGUGUAAAGACAGAUUUCAGUGAUGUAUGAUGUGCAGGAAAUAUUUUAAAUAGAUCUCGAUUAGAUAGGUUCAAAACAGACGGCAUAUUCACAUUUCAGGUCAAAAAUGCUGAAAAGUAUGAUUCACGUCAAAACUGAAACAAUGUAAGUGAGUAUCGGUUUACAGAUCAAUCCAUACACUAUCCUUGUCUUCUGUCUGCAGUCCUGCACGGACCAUCCGUCUCUUUUCUUUUUUCUUUUCUGCUGUUUACUGUAUUUUUAUGUAAGCUGUGAAUUUUACCUUUUAAAUCCUCUCAGUAAUUUGCCUUUAAAUGUUUUUGUAUUUUUACUGUCCAUAUUGCAAAACAAUGAUAAUGUAAUUGUUUUAUAUUAAAUGACUCAAAAUUA
Cololabis saira (Pacific saury) is the source of this 2274-nucleotide messenger RNA. It is a transcript of the gene pdp2, whose product is annotated as putative pyruvate dehydrogenase phosphatase isoenzyme 2. The coding region runs from base 118 to 1695 and encodes 525 amino acids. Gene Ontology annotation, molecular function: cation binding; protein serine/threonine phosphatase activity. The record is from RefSeq and is a predicted model, not a curated record. Lineage: Eukaryota; Metazoa; Chordata; Actinopteri; Beloniformes; Belonidae. Gene Ontology annotation, biological process: protein dephosphorylation. The transcript is spliced from 9 exons.